This is a messenger RNA of Spinacia oleracea (spinach), 2283 nucleotides long. RefSeq lists its product as uncharacterized. The transcript has a single exon. Gene Ontology annotation, molecular function: RNA-DNA hybrid ribonuclease activity; nucleic acid binding. Gene Ontology annotation, biological process: DNA integration. NCBI's taxonomy places the organism in Eukaryota, Viridiplantae, Streptophyta, Magnoliopsida, Caryophyllales, Amaranthaceae. The coding region runs from base 1 to 2283 and encodes 760 amino acids. The record is from RefSeq and is a predicted model, not a curated record.
AUGGCAGCACUCACCAGGUUCAUCAGCAAGUCCGCAGACAAGUCUCUCCCCUUUUUCCAGGUGCUAAAGGGAAACAAAACAUUUAAGUGGGGAGAGGAGCAAGAGAAAGCAUUCAAGGAGGUGAAGAACCAUUUGAAAAGCCUCCCAACCAUAGCCAGACCAGAAGUGGGGGACAUAUUACAGCUAUACAUCUCUGCCUCCAAGAAAACUGUAGCAGCAGCUCUGGUAGUCGAGAAGGAUAAAAUCCAGCAGCCAGUCUACUUUGUCAGCCACAUCCUCAACCCAGCAGAACAGAGGUACCCCCUGAUUGAAAAAAUGGCCUUCGCCAUCAUGAUAGCUGCCAGAAAAUUGAAACCAUACUUUGACGCGCAUAAAGUGCAAGUGUUGACUAAUCAGCCUUUAGAGAAGUCAUUGCAGAGGCUAGAUACCUCUGGUAGACUCCUGAAAUGGGCAGUGGAACUCUCAGAAUAUGACAUCGAGUACAAACCCAGAACCGCCAUAAAAGCACAGGCACUGGCAGAUUUCAUUGCAGAGGCAUCAUACGAGGAGGAGGAAGAACCAUUGGGGACUUGGCAGAUCUCAGUAGACGGCUCCGCCGCAGUCACAGGGUCGGGCGCAGGUAUCAUAAUGGUGUCACCAGAAGGCAACAUUUUCGAAUAUGCUAUAAAAUUUAAAUUCAAAGCUUCAAAUAACGAAGCAGAGUAUGAGGCGGCAAUCGCAGGAAUCCAGAUGUGCAAAGCAGCAGAUGCUAAGAAAAUAGUGCUCAAAACCGAUUCACAGCUGGUGGCCAGCCAAUAUAGAGGCGAAUAUGAAGCCAGAGAACCGUCUAUGCAGAGGUACUUGGCCUUGAUGAAAGAAGCAGUAGCCCAGCUAGAAAGCUUUGAGAUUCAACUGGUUCCCAGGGCAGAAAACAGUCAAGCAGACGCCCUAUCUAAGUUAGCAAGUUCGACAUUACAGGACUUGGAAAGAACAGUGAUGGUAGAGGUCCAGGAAGAAAAGAGCAUUGACAAAAAGCCUGUAGUCAACUUCAUUGACACUGAGCCACAGUGGUAUGACAGUAUAGUCUCAUACAAGCUGGGAAGGGGCCUUCCCACGGCAGAGCAAGAGCAGAAAAAAGUAAAACGAAACGAGCAUUGGUUCGUCAUUUACCAGGGUAAACUGUACAAGAAAUCAUUUUCGUUGCCACUGCUGAGAUGCAUAUCAGCAGAGGAGUCGCAACGAGUCAUUGAAGAAAUACACGAAGGAAUAUGUGGAAACCACAUAGGCGGCAGGACAUUAGCCUUGAAAGCUCUCAGAGCAGGAUAUUAUUGGCCAACCAUGGUAAGUGACUCUCAAGCAUAUGUUAAAAAGUGCGACAAGUGCCAGAAAUUCGCCCCAGUGAUCAACCAACCCUCUAAUGACUUACAGCCAAUCAUCAACCCCAUACCAUUCGCCCAGUGGGGAAUGGAUAUUCUGGGACCAUUCACAGCAGCAAGCGGGGGAAGAAAAUUUCUGAUCGUGGCAGUUGACUAUUUUACUAAGUGGAUCGAAGCAGAGCCCACUAAAAGCAUAACAGCCAAACGGAUGAAGGAUUUCAUCUGGAAGAACAUUGUGACAAGGUUCGGCAUCCCAGAAAGUUUGGUCUUCGAUCAUGGAACACAGUUCGACUGCACUCCUAUAAAGGAUUAUUGCGCUGAACUAAGAAUAAAAUUCGCAUACGCAUCUGUGUGCCAUCCCCAGAGCAAUGGUCAGGCAGAGGCAGCAAAUAAACAAAUCCUGGGAGCACUGCGAAAGAAGGUAGAAGAUUUUAAGGGUGCAUGGGCCGACCUUAUUCCAGAGAUCUUAUGGUCCAACAGGACCACUGAAAAAGAAGCAACAGGAGAAAGUCCUUACAAACUAGCUUUUGGGGCUGAGGCGGUCCUGCCUGUCGAAGUGGGUCUACCUAGCUUUAGAGUGCAGUACUAUGAGGAAGGCACUAAUGAGCAGCGUAUGAGAGAAGCGUUAGAUCUCUUACCAGAAGUCAGGCUGCAAGCAGAGCUCAAGUUGGCAGCAAACAAAGAAAAAAUGAGCAGGGCAUACAACAAGAGGGUAAAGCACAGACCCAUGCAGGUGGGGGAUCUGGUCCUCAGAAGAACAGCUGCCACUGGAAAGGGAAAGGCAGAGGGAAAAUUCACUGCCAAUUGGGAAGGACCUUACCAGAUCACAAAAGAAGUAGCCCCAGGCUCGUACCAUCUAAUGACGAUGGAAGGAAGAGAAUUGAAGAACAGCUGGAACGCCAACAUGCUAAAGAAAUACUAUGUAUAG